Colletotrichum higginsianum IMI 349063 is the source of this 1647-nucleotide messenger RNA. RefSeq names its product cytochrome b5-like Heme/Steroid binding domain-containing protein. Gene Ontology annotation, molecular function: heme binding. The record is from RefSeq and is a predicted model, not a curated record. Gene Ontology annotation, cellular component: membrane; intracellular membrane-bounded organelle. The transcript is spliced from 6 exons. Lineage: Eukaryota; Fungi; Ascomycota; Sordariomycetes; Glomerellales; Glomerellaceae. Bases 1 to 1647 code for a protein of 548 amino acids.
AUGCAUCGCAGUGUGUUCGACGUCACUGAUCUCAAGUGCGUGUCGGAACCGAAGCUGACGGAGCUGCUUCGGAGCGUCCCCGGGGGCGAUCCGUCUCGGAACCUCCGGGACCAGGGCUAUAGUCUCGCCGAGAUCAGGAAGUCGCUGGUCAUCUGGAGGAUCGGGAUCCUGGCCGCCGCCGCCGGGCCCGGCGCGGUGGCAGACCGGCACUCCGUAAGGACGUUCACGCCGAAGAUGCUCCGCGGGCACGAGUUCAGGGAGGUGGGCAUGUAUGUGGCGAUCGACGGCAGGGUGUACGACAUCACGAGCUACGUCGACUUACACCCGGGCGGCCUCCAGGUCCUGGUCGAGAAUGCCGGACGGGACGUCACCGCCCUCUUCGACCAGUACCACCGGGAGAACCGCGACCUCAUCGUGUCGAGGCUGCAGGAGUUGUAUGUCGGCAAUCUUGUCGAGCAGCGGCAGCAGUAUCAGGACGACGAGCUGGAGGGCACGGCGAACAGGGACCUCGUCCGCCCGCACGAGAUCAUGAUUGACAGGAGCGUUUACUCGGUCCAAGCGCUUAGGGAGUCGGACGAGUACGAAGCGCACAAGGAUCUUGUGGAGCAGGUCUCGCCGUACCUGGGCACAGAUGCUACGCAGGACCUCAAGGUGGAGGACGACGACGAGGCGCCGCUGCUCCAGCUCGCCCGGCUCAGGGCCUACAUCGUGGCCACGGUCGCGAGGAUCGGACAGGGCCUCCCGGAGAUGGAGCGUGACGAGCUGCAGAUGUUUGACGGGCAGGCCGACGAGGUCAGGGACGUGCAAAACGACUCGUUCGUGGCCUCGGACGGCAUGGUCUAUGACCUGACGGCGGCCAUGCGGUUCGGCUCGGCCAACCCCAACUACCCAAAGUUCGAGCCGUUCCUGGGGGGCAUCGUGACGGAUCAAGAGCUCAAGUCGUAUCUGGUCAGCCAUUGCCAGGAUCUGAUCUGCGCCGUCCUGGUCAAGAAGAAACGGCCGGGCGGUGGCGGGGGCCGCGUCGUGAAGUGGGAUCCGAGGAGACCGGCGCCUCGCAACUUCAAGAUGCCCAUCUGGACCGACCAGCCAAAGAAGACGAAGAAGCGGUCGUCCCCGGCCGACGACGAGAUCGCCCCAUACCCGAGCGCCGUCCGAAAGGCGCGGGAGACAUUACGGGACGAGGACUUUGAGAGGGAGGACAUAUUCCGGCCGGCGCCGUCGCGGAACUACCUCAACAACCUGAUGGCCAGCAUCAAACACGGGGCCCGGCCCGAGCUCGGCGGGGCUCCGGAGACGAGGUCCGAGUCUAGCGGCGGUGCGCUCUCGUGCGUUCCGAGGCCGACGCCGGGGCAGCUUCAGCGGCCGACUUCGGAGUUGAGGCGGCGGACGGAGGAGAAGAGGGCAAGUGGGAUGAGGAGGGUGUCAGGCAGCCAUUCGAUGGCGGGGUUAGCCGUGAAAAGACCGGAGAAGUCAUCAACGGGCAAUGUUGAAGGCACACGGGAACCACAGACGUCCGCGGGAGAGAGGAAUGUGGCUCAGGACGUGAGAGACUCGCCGAGUGAGCCGGAGCGGACGGCCUUGGAGGUUUUGCCCAAGCGGAAGCUGCUCUUUAGAGCAGACGAUGGACCUCCGAGGAAGAAACGGUAG